UCCCCUCAAUUGGAGGAGAUCCGUAUAAUCCAUAGCUAAAAUUUAAAAAGAAGCAAAGGUGUACGGGUUGCGCUCGCUGCAAGGGGCAGUUGGCAAGAGUCAAAGAAGGUCAGUAGGGCUCGGUUAGGACCCUUGAUCCGGUUCAGCUAGGUUCUUCCAUGCGAAGUCCUUAGGUAGUGGUACUCUUACCUUUCCUUUUCUUGCCCGAGCCAAGGUAUCAUUCAGUCACUACCUGGGCCUUUUCUUCCCCCUACUGACAAUCCUUUAAUGUUUAGGAUUCCAACAGUUAUUGCUUUAGAUGAACCUGUCUCAUGGCCUCAAAACUUAUACAAAUCGCUUCCUACGAAGCUGAGAACCAAACGGAACUCUCUCUAAGGCAGGCCUUUGAGCUUCUGGAACCCAAACUAAGACCCCCAUUUUCCUUGACAAUCCCAGACCAACAGGAGUAUGCUCAGCUCAACAAGGCCAUUCUUUACGGGGUUUUAUGCGAACCCCAUUUUGCCAAAACCCAUAUUAAGCAGUUGCAUGCUAUUGUCACUGAUGGGUAUGGCUUAUUUGUACGUUUGCUUGUCAAGGUUGUUCAUGAAUUGUAUGCGAAGCUCAUCGAAUCCACGAGAAAACAGUUGGUUUGGGUUGCUAAGGAGAUGAUUGAUGUUUCGGCAGUAGGGGUUGCUGGUUUGUUGGUGUGUCUAUUGAGGCAAAUUGUUGGUGGGGAUUAUUGCGAGGGGAAUUUGUGGUUGUGUUUUGAGUUGGUGAGCAUCUUUUUGGCCAAAUGGGAUUGCUUAUUAGAAGAGGAACCAUUGGUUUUGACGAGUGCUUUGUACACGUAUCUUCGGCUAUUAGCUGAUCAUUGUAGGCUAGUGAAUAAUACAAAUUUAGAGGCACUGAAGCAGUUGGAGAUUGAAUUUUGUGUCAAAGUAGUGAGGGAGCAGUUUCAUUUGUGUUUGAGAAUUGGGAGGGAUUUCAUUAGAGUCUUACAAGAUUUGGUCCAUGUGCCUGAGUUUAGAGCUAUAUGGAAAGAUUUAGUAUUAAACCCGAGUGAGUUUAAGACUCCAGGAUUUUCUGAUAUUUCGCAGUUUUAUUGCACGAGGACAUCAAGUCGAUAUGCUUUACUUAGGAUUACUCCAGAAAUGGAGACCCAAUUGCGGUUUUUACUCACACAUGUAAAAUUGGGGAGUCAGAAGCGUCACCAGGAUUGGUUUGCUAAGAAGUUUCUACAUGGGCUGGAGAGAGAGACAAUCGUGAGUGACAUUGUUCGGUUUAUAUGUUGUGCACACCACCCAACUAAUGAAAUUAUUCAGUCAGAUGUUAUUCCAAGAUGGGCUGUUAUCGGUUGGCUUUUGAGUCUUUGUAGGAAGAAUCACGUUGGAGCCAAUGCAAAGCUUGCUCUAUUUUAUGAUUGGCUUUUCUUUGAUGAAGGAGUAGAUAAUCUUAUGAACAUUGAGCCUGCAAUGUUAUUAAUGGUAUACUCCAUUCCCAGAUACAUUGACAUGACUCAUACCCUUCUCGAAUUUUUGUUCCUCCUUAUGGAUAACUAUGAUGUGCAGCGUAAUGAUAUCAUAGUUAGGGGAGUGUCGUCAGCUUUCAGUGUACUUCUUAGGAAAGGAGUGAUUCAGUCAAUGGAUGUUUUGACUUCUUGUGAUGCACUUUCUCCUUUUCUGAGAGAGAGGCUUGGAUGGUCCGUUUCAGGUAUGAAAAUGGGAGUUUCUAAAGAGCAGCAGCCACCCAAUUUUCCUUGUUACUUUUCAGCACGUGUGAGCUUGCCAUACUCGCCCUGUAUGGAAACUCCAUCACCAUCAGUAAAAGGGCAACUUACACGCAUCCAGGAAGACGGGUUUGCCACUAAACCUGUUGAUUCUUCCGUUCCAUCAGUGGUGGCCAGCGAACACCAAGUUGUUUCUGUGGAUAAUUUAAUUAAAAUUUUUAGAGAAAAGAUUAAGAAAUCGUACGUGAUAGGCCUUAAGGCUUUGGAUGACUUAUUAGAUGCAUUUGUGAAUCUUAAUAAUACUGAAACAAUGAGUGGUACAAUUUGCCCGGAAGUUUUGUCCUCUACAAUUGCAAAGGAAUUUGAGUUGAAUGGGUAUAAACUAUUUACUUCUCUUCCAUUUCUUCCAGAUAAGCUUGACUGUGAUGAUGAAAUAGGGUCUGCCACAGCUUUAAUUAUUCGUUCCUCUAUCUUUUCUCAGCCCAAGAUGCACGGCAUGCUUCUAUCCUGGUCAAAGAAUGGUUUUUCUGUGGGAGUACGGUUACUAUCUUAUGCAUCAAGACUAGCUUAUGAGGUAUCCAUGGUGGAUUCUAUAGGAGAUACAACGGUUGAUAAAGAUUCUGCUAAAAGAAGUGAUUUAAGUAUGCCUUUUCUGGUAUUUCACGUUGAUGGUUAUAUUUCUUUUCUCAAUGGAGAAAAGGAGAAUUCUCUUUCAACUCUUGCUUCUACUUCAAAGAUAGACAAUAAGUUAUUCUCAAUGUUGGUAGAUAGUGCAUUUGCUGCUUACAGAUGUUUCCUUAUGCAUUCAAGGACUAUCUUACAUAAAGAUGCUGAUACAUCUCUGACAAAGCUCCUCAUUUCUGACUUGAUAUCUUGUACUGAAUGGGGAAGGAAAAGAUUGAAAUUUUUAUUCUGCAGUGUCUUUCAUCAUCUUUCUGAUUUAUCCAUCAGUAAGGAAGACAUCAUCAGGUUACUUGUCAGCCAGUUGGAUCACACCGAUCUAGUUGAUAUACAGUUUGAAAUUGGCUUGAAAAAAUUAUCUGUAUUUGGUGAGAACACUGAAACCAUUUUGCACUUAAUUGAGAGCUCUCUCAAAUGGGGCUGUCUGGAACAACAUAAGUUGUGGGGGUUGAUUAGAUCGGAGCUUGCUGUUUCCAAGGUGCAACUGGAGAAGGUGAUUUUGGGAUUUUUCUGCUCAGGUGAACUAGAUGCAAAAAGAAAUGCCAUUGCAGUUGAAGGCCUUCUUACAUUGUGUAGUUGUCGUGCACCCACACCUGAGCUUGUUGGGGCAAUCAUGUUAUUACCUAAUAAUGUGUUCCAGGACUUUGCUGCUGCGGUUCUGGCAACAUGGGUCAUGUCUAAUGCCUCAAUGUUAUUUGAUAGCUUAGCUAAUUUUUCUGAGAAACUUGAUAACAAGACUGGGGAUUCUGGUUUUCUCAAUUCAGCUGGGAUUAUGAUAAACCAUUCUGCCGUUUUAUGGUUAUUCAAUUAUUUUAGUGCACAAGGAAUGAAUGGCUCCAUUAUCUUGAGAAAUUUCUCCCUGGAUAUUCCAGCCAAAAAGAAAUCUGGUGGUUCUGAUGAAUAUUAGAGAAUGCCUUUUUUAUGAGAAG
Messenger RNA from Corylus avellana, 3315 nucleotides. Its product is annotated as embryo defective 2739. Lineage: Eukaryota; Viridiplantae; Streptophyta; Magnoliopsida; Fagales; Betulaceae. The record is from RefSeq and is a predicted model, not a curated record. Gene Ontology annotation, cellular component: cytoplasm.